Molecule: messenger RNA, 3710 nt
Organism: Porites evermanni
Lineage: Eukaryota; Metazoa; Cnidaria; Anthozoa; Scleractinia; Poritidae
Source: the annotation of a GenBank genome assembly
AUGUCUGUCGCAACAUCAGGAGGACCAUCGGUCGUCAACAGGCUCGUCAAGUUAUCCGCCUUAACCAUUAUUCACCAGGAUGGGUCUUUUUUCGAACGAUGUGACUUGAGUACUUUGCCAAGAACUGUUCUGCAAGAACUUCUUGUGGCUUCCGUUUCUCUUUCGCGAAUUCUUGUUUUCAGAAGUUUAAUUGUUAACUGGCCGCUCGAGCAAGUUGUUCUUCAGAAAGUCUCAGGCUUCGACGAACCAAAAGCGGUUCUUCUCGCUUACUGUUUGCAAAGAACGCAAAAUAGUGUAAAGCUUAUAGACAUACGAGGAUGUAGNCCAUUAUUCACCAGGAUGGGUCUUUUUUCGAACGAUGUGACUUGAGUACUUUGCCAAGAACUGUUCUGCAAGAACUUCUUGUGGCUUCCGUUUCUCUUUCGCGAAUUCUUGUUUUCAGAAGUUUAAUUGUUAACUGGCCGCUCGAGCAAGUUGUUCUUCAGAAAGUCUCAGGCUUCGACGAACCAAAAGCGGUUCUUCUCGCUUACUGUUUGCAAAGAACGCAAAAUAGUGUAAAGCUUAUAGACAUACGAGGAUGUAGUAUUGGUGAGUUUGAUGAAAAGAGAGAGGCCUUUAAACCUUCUAAAGUAUUCCUUAUAUUUGUGUUCAAUUAAGUUCACAUGGCUAAUAAUAACAUCUAUCUGACAAAUAAGUCACCCAUCCCAAUUACUUUUUAAUAGGAAGGCACAAUAUUGUACUGUGUCUAAGUCAAUUCCUUAAUUCUAUACUUUGCACAGAAGCGUGAAGAUUACUUGGCUGACGAGCCAUCUCUGGUUUCUGUACACAGCACUUGUUCACUAGUCUGCUACUUUUGCAGACCAGAGAAAUGACUUCACAGUGUUCAACCACUUUCAUUUCAUUUUUUUUCUGUAGGCUUUCAAGGGACCACGGCAUUUUGUAAGCUGGCUGUCAAUCUUCCAGUUUCAGACAGUGAUGUCUCUGGAAUGAAAAUUUUAGACAUGCGCUCUUCAAACAAUUUGUUCAAACAGAACAAUAUAGCGACAGAUCUUCCCAAACGAAGAAUUCCUCCCGUGGUUGUGAUGCUUGAUGCUGUUGUUGAUGCUAAAAACUGUGCCCUUGCAAUUCAAGCUUGCACUAAUCAUUUAUUCAUAGAGUUGAAAAUGUCACAUGUAACAAUGCAUGAAGUUCCAGGAGGAAGGGACAUCUAUUCUCUUUUAACAACUUUAGAGGUGGGUUGAUCAUAUUACAGUGACUGAAUGUCCUGUUGGCAGGCCACACCCCUUUUACACUGGUUAGACAUAGUGGCAUGUGUGAAGGGGUGGAGGAGUACUCAUAUGUGCUACUAUAAAGGAUAUGGUUCUUAAAUUAAAAGAGUGGAAAAGCUAACUACUGGCUUAUCAAAAGGGAUUAUAAUUUUGACCAGAAAAAUUAUUAGAGGUAACAUCCCGUCUGAAGUAAUAACUUGAGGUGGCAAUUUCACGACAAUUGAAAACAUAUGUCAGGCAGAAACUCCCUCAAACUAGAAAUAAUAAAUAUUGUAAGGUGUUGCUGUAAAUGCUUGAGUCAGUGCCCUACAUUAGGCUAAAAAACAAACCAAGUGCCUCUUUCAAAUAAGAACUUGAGGAUAGCAAAAGAACCUGAUAACAAGAUAUUAUAAACCAAGAAAAUGUUCAAAAAACAAACACACAAAUUUGGGUUUACACUUACAGAUGAUCCUUGUUGUCCUGUUCACUAAUUAAGUUUUCAAUCAUUUUAAACAAGAACAAUUUUGUUGUUACAUGUUGAGGCUGAAAUUCUGAAGAUGUAUAGAUGUAUAGCUACUAGGUAGAAAAGCUGUGAAUAAACCGCUAAAUUAUUACUAUUAUUAUUAUUAUUAAGAACAAACUAAGCACCCCCUACAAAUAACUGCCCCCACCCUCUUGCCUGAAAGGGGUACCAUUUUUAGGCUUCAGGUAUAUGAAAGGGUUGGGAUUUCACAAGUUGAAUUUUUUUAUGAAAGGGUAGGGGAAAUCUGUCAUUCUGUUCUGUAAAAAGGCCCAAAUGGACUGACAAUCCACUUUAUGGCUCUGAAAAAGUUCAAGAAACAUUCUGUUUUUGUGAUUUAUUAAUAUAAUUUUUAAGACAGUUCAUUUAUGGCAGUUACAAGGGAUCCGGGGGGGGGGUACUUUAGGAAUUUCUGGGUGGGGAUGUGCCGCUGGGACCCGGGAACCCUUAACCUAUACCAGAGCUAGUUCAGCUAAUAUGUGCUACCCUAUACUAGAGUAAACUCCCCAGAUCCCCCCUAUCCUAGAGUAGCUGUUUCCCUAGUCUAGAUAAAAUCUUCAACCAACUGAUCAGUUUCCUGAAAAAUGAUACCCUUUUCUAGACCCAAAUCUUUUGAUUUAUAUACCCUAUCCUAGAGUAAACUGCUUGAAAACCAUACCCUUCACAGCGGCACAUACCUAUAAAGCCCAUAUAUAGCAGUACCCCCCGGGCAAGGGAUCCAAAAUUCUCAACUAGGUAUGUGAAAGGGGUACCAUUUUUCAGUAGAAGGUAUAUGAAAGGCCUGGGUACAUUUUCUGUCAAGAAUGGUAUGUUAAAGGGUAAGGGGUUGGACCUCAGUACGGAGCCUCGCUGUAUAAAACUUUGUUGAGUGCCCCCCUCUGUGUGUGAAACACUAAGCAUGUAAUGUAUUAAAUUUUUCUUUCAGCCUGAAUUCACCACAGGUCUUGAUCUGUCAUUGAAUGGUUUACAACAGCAGGGAAUCCUGUCUAUCUCACCAGCACUGCUGCCUCUGACAAAUCUCAUGGAGCUCAACCUUUCCUACAAUAUGAUUGGUCACAGAGACACAUGUGCUAUUCAGCAGGUAGCAACAAUGUGCAGUAACCUGAGAAGACUGAAAAAACUUGACCUGUCUGGUAAUUACAUCAAAGCAGGAGUUGGCAUUAUUCUUCAGUGUUUGCAGUCAAAUCUCACACAUCUGGCACUGAGCGGAUGUGGUGUUGAAGAAGGCAACCUUCAUAAAAUGUGCUCNCUGUAUAAAACUUUGUUGAGUGCCCCCCUCUGUGUGUGAAACACUAAGCAUGUAAUGUAUUAAAUUUUUCUUUCAGCCUGAAUUCACCACAGGUCUUGAUCUGUCAUUGAAUGGUUUACAACAGCAGGGAAUCCUGUCUAUCUCACCAGCACUGCUGCCUCUGACAAAUCUCAUGGAGCUCAACCUUUCCUACAAUAUGAUUGGUCACAGAGACACAUGUGCUAUUCAGCAGGUAGCAACAAUGUGCAGUAACCUGAGAAGACUGAAAAAACUUGACCUGUCUGGUAAUUACAUCAAAGCAGGAGUUGGCAUUAUUCUUCAGUGUUUGCAGUCAAAUCUCACACAUCUGGCACUGAGCGGAUGUGGUGUUGAAGAAGGCAACCUUCAUAAAAUGUGCUCCCUCAAAACACUUGGGCAUUUAAAGUCUUUAAGGCUGGAUGGCAAUGGAUUAGCAAACUACGUUGAUCCUUUGUGUAAUUUCAUCAUCAAAUCAGCCAGAACACUUGAGCAUUUAUCAAUAGAGGACAAUAUGUUAGAUUCAUCCAAUGUAACACCUCUUUGUCAGAUGGUAAAACAGCUGAACUCACUAAAGAUGUUGUCAUUGUGUUACAAUCAUCUUUUACCUGAUGACAUAAGAACAUUCAGGGAAGAGUUUCCAGCACUUGAGAUAAUUAACAAAGACUGGCUGUUUUAA